Molecule: messenger RNA, 1460 nt
Organism: Salvia miltiorrhiza (redroot sage)
Lineage: Eukaryota; Viridiplantae; Streptophyta; Magnoliopsida; Lamiales; Lamiaceae
Product: GDSL esterase/lipase At2g40250
Exons: 2
Coding region: 44-1147 (367 amino acids)
Biological process (GO): lipid metabolic process
Molecular function (GO): lipase activity
Source: RefSeq, a predicted model, not a curated record
GUUUGCAUCUGCAGCGUGAGUUAAUACAUACAUUAGUAAGAAAAUGGAGAAGAAUUUGUAUCUCUCACUACUCUUCCUUCUCUCCAUCAUAACGCUACCCACCGCAAUCACCGCCGCAUGCCAAAAGCCAACCGCCGUAUACGCAUUCGGCGACUCCGUCUUCGACGCCGGCAACAACAACAAGCUCGCCACCAUCUGCCGUGCCAACCACGCGCCUUACGGCGUGGACUUCCCGGGCAGAAGCGCCACGGGCAGGUUCAGCAACGGGAAGCUGCCCGGAGACAUUCUGGCCGCCGAUUUGGGCAUUAAGGAUCUGUUGCCGGCGUACGCCGACGCGGCGGCGGAAGCGGAGGAGCUGCUGACGGGCGCCACCUUCGCGUCGUCGUGCUCGGGCCUCGACGACCUGACUGCGGCGGAGGUGGGCGUCCACAGCUUGGAUAAACAGUUUCGGAAUUUCCAAAUGGCGCUCCGAUUAAUGAAGGAGAAGCUCGGGCUUGAGAAGGCGGCGGCGGCGAUGGAGAAUGGUCUCUUCUUGAUCUCAGCGGGCAGCGACGACAUGAUGAAUAAUUACUACGUGCUGCCCACCACAAGGGCUAAGUAUAGCCUCCCUGCCUACCAUGAUAAGUUGCUCAAAAAUCUUGAGACUUUCGUUAAGAAAUUGCACAUGGCGGGUGCGAAAAGGUUAGCGGUGAUGGGGCUUCCGCCGUUGGGGUGUCUACCGGUGGACGUGACGGCCAACUUCCUUCCGUCGCCGCCGUCGCAGAAUGCAAAUGCGAGCCGCGACCCCUUGAGGCGCGAGUGCAAAAGUAAUCACAACUCAGACGCGCAAGAAUACAACGCGAAGCUUGAAGCAUGGGUGAAGAAGAUGAUGGUGGCGAUGCCCAUUAUCAAAAUCGCUUAUAUGGAUAUCUAUAAUCCUAUUAUGGAUAUGAUUAACAAACCCUAUGAAUUUGGAUUCAAGACUACAUUGGAGGGAUGCUGUGGAAGUGGCGCACUUGAAUUGGGACCUCUUUGCAAUUUGGCGUCCAUCACUUGUCAUCAACGAGCAGAGUAUGUUUUCUGGGAUUCAGCUCAUCCUACUGAAACUACUUAUAAGGAUCUUACAAAGAUAUUCAUUGACAAAGUGCUUCCUUCUCUGCUAAAAUAAUUUUUUUUUUAAUUAUUAUUCGAUUGAUUAAUUUCAGAGUCCUAGCUAGAUCGAUUCUCUUAGUUAGCUACUCUAUGUUCCAUUUUCUGAUUUAGUCCAUGUUUGGUUGGGUGUUUUUAGAGGUUGGAAAGAGAUUCAAUUAAUUGAAUACAUUACUUGUUGUUUGGUUUGAGUAAUAAGUUAACUAUUACCCUUACUUGAGGUAACCCAAUAAUCCAAUUUGUUACCCCUCAAAAGAAAGGGAAUCUCUUACUAAUGAUUCAUUUUCAUUGUUUAACUAAACACUCAAUAAAAGUAGUGAUUAUUGUUACCA